This is a messenger RNA of Equus quagga, 1567 nucleotides long. It is a transcript of the gene BCL2L15, whose product is annotated as BCL2 like 15. The record is from RefSeq and is a predicted model, not a curated record. The transcript is spliced from 2 exons. Gene Ontology annotation, biological process: regulation of apoptotic process. Lineage: Eukaryota; Metazoa; Chordata; Mammalia; Perissodactyla; Equidae. The coding region runs from base 657 to 1004 and encodes 115 amino acids. Gene Ontology annotation, cellular component: nucleus; cytosol.
AUCACACACUGUAUCUCAAUAAGCACAAGAAAUUAUGUGAUUAAUCAUGUAAUAUCUGUCAUUCACACUGAAGUGUAAGCUCCAUGAAGAUAAGAACUGUGUCUGUGUCAUUUUUGUCGUUUUUCUGUAUUAUUUGUGGCACCAAGUAUAGUUCCUUACACAUAAGUACUCAGUAAAUAAUCAAUGUAAGAUUAUGGCAAAUAAAUGCCAUAAUCAGGAGUUGAAUGCUCGUCUAUUAUAAUUUCAAAACCUUCCUUCUUUAAAUUACACCAUACACAAAACCUAACAGGAAGUAUUUCUUAAAGAAAUUACACAAGAGGCUCUUCCUCAACUCUAUUUCAGUUCUAGAUUGGCUAUCUAACUAUAAAAGUUACUCAUUAAUCUUAGGCACUGGCUAGAGUAUAGUUCUGGGAUAAGGAACUGAAAAUCUUCAAGAAAUCUCUCCAGUUUUGUGUGGGUAGGAUCUUCAGAGACGUCCUACCUUUUGGAGCAGCUGUUGUUGAAGAAAAGUGGUGAGACAGGCUCUAGGACUACAUGUCCCAUUAGGAAACUUUACCAGAAUUAGACACACCUGCUGGUUUACCAGUUUCUGACUUCCUGCUCAGCUAAAAAGACUUGUUUUGUGAAAAAGCAAAACUCAGCAGCAACCAUCUAAAAUGAAGAGCCCUCAAACUUUUGAGGAGCAAACGGAAUGCAUUGUGAAUUCUCUACUCGCAGACUUCUUAGGCACCACGUUACAGGUUGCUAACCGGGAGCUACGUGGUGUAGACAUACCAGAUUCAGGAGAGGAGUGCUCUUUUGACGUGGCCAUCAUUGCUGGCCGCCUGCGGAUGUUGGGUGAUGAGUUCAACGGAGAAUUGGAAGCUUCUGCCAAAAAUGUCAUUGCAGAAACCAUUCGGGGACAGGUCAGGUUUUUACUACUUCUUUCUAUUGUUUGCUGCUUUUUUCCUACUUCAGGCACGCUUUUCUUACUAUUUACAACUGUGACUAGAAAUGUUCUGUGAAAGAUUGGGGGGCUUACAUUCAUCCAAGGAGAUACAGCAGGAAUUCUCCAAUUGUCAGUUCUUUAGGAGUUAAUAAAAGCUGAAGUGGUAUUGAGAUGGAAAGCUUUUGGCACAGGCUGAUCAACCUUCAGAUUGUUUCCAUUUGUUUUUCAUCAGAGCUGUGCUUAGUGGCAUACAGCACAUCUAUAGCAAUUUAUCUGUGGAAAAGCACUUUAUUCUUUUAUGCUCCUGUUUUAAUAUUUAUUUUGCCGGAAAUGGGCAUCUUUGCCCCCCACUCCCAAGGUCCAGCAAUGAAACUAUACAAGAAGGAUAGGCAGUUGACAAGUCUGAUGCAAUGAAGGGUAAGUACUUAAAGCAGCCCACUAGGGUUUUCAUCAGAAUGCUGAUUACUGGCAGUAGAACUUCAACUUUGUAUUGCAUAUAAAGACCAUAGACAAUGUUCUAGAAGAUGUUGCUGAUUAGUAUCAACAAUGACAGCUAAUAUUAACUCAUCACUUACCAUGUACCAGAUAGUAUUCUAAGUGAUUUACACUUAUUAUCUCAUUGAAUCCUUACACCUCCUA